Messenger RNA from Lactuca saligna, 282 nucleotides. The record is from the annotation of a GenBank genome assembly. NCBI's taxonomy places the organism in Eukaryota, Viridiplantae, Streptophyta, Magnoliopsida, Asterales, Asteraceae.
AUGAGGUUGUUAUGCAAGCUGGUGAUGCUGAGCUUGAAAUGUGAGGAAGAUGCAAUGCAGGUCAAAAGAUUAGCAUUAGUAGAAACCUUUUGCCUUAAUUGUGGAAUACUUGCACUUGAUGAACCAACCACCAAUUUAGAUGUUCCAAAUGACGAAAGUCUUGUUAUUGCUCUCGUAAGAAUGCCCAACGAGUUCCGACAAUUGGGUGAUCUUAAGGAGGCGGAGGAACAAGAGUCUAUACUUGAUUUCGGUCGAACUUGGCUAAAUCUUAUUCCAUGGUAG